UUCGGGAAUCCUCGCUCCCCAAGGCCCCAGCAGCGGGCAGCAACAACCUCCGUCUCCCCGUCCUGGCGUCCUCCCUCCCUGCGGCCUCCUCCUCGCAUCCGGCGCCCGGCUCUUCUCCUCCGUCAUGAUGGACCUGGAUCCUCGUCUCUACGAGAACGUCUCUGUCAGCGACAACGAUGUCCGAAACAUUGUGCUAUCUUAUCUUAUGCACAACUGUUUUAAAGAGACGGCAGAGACAUUCCUAUCCAGCACCGGGUUGAAGUUACCUAUUGACUAUAGUGUGAAUGUGGAUAAGCGUAAAGCAAUUUUUAAUUUUGUGCUAGAAGGGAAUGCCCUGAAGGCCAUAGAGCUGACAGAAGAACUGGCACCUAACUUGCUGGAGAAUGAUAUGGAUCUACAUUUUGAUCUUUUAAGUCUUCACUUCAUCGAGCUAGUUCGUUCCAGAAAAUGCACAGAAGCUCUCGAGUUUGGCCAGAAAAAAUUGACGUCGUUCGGGAAGGUUCCCAAGUACGUUGAGAAACUAGAGGACUUUAUGGCCCUCCUGGCUUAUGAAGAACCUGAGAAGUCACCUAUGUUUCAUCUACUAAGCCCAGAGUAUAGGCAGAAUGUUGCAGAUAGCUUGAAUCGGGCUGUCCUUGCACAUGCUAAUCUGCCAGCAUAUUCAUCACUGGAGAGAGUGGUGCAGCAAGCAACUGUGGUUAGACAAUACCUACAGCAGGAAGUUGGCAAGGAUUCUUACCCACCAUUUUCUUUGAAGGCCUUUCUGAGCAAGUAAAGGCGCAACUGGUCAAUUCUUCAGAAAGAGUACCACCUCUCCAGGCCAUUGUGAUUUUGUGAGGGCCCUACAGAGUGCAUAGACAAUGAAGCACUUAUACAAUUCACAGAACAGUCUUCUUGACAAAUGGUGUGGUACUUUGAAUGAGGGAUGCUGUAUGUGUUCCGUUUCCUUCGUUUACAAUCUGUUUCCUGUGUCCCCGCCUUAGACUGUUAGACAUAGCGAAAGCAUGUACAUAUGACCCGUUGAGCUAUUCUGUGCGUUCGUUCUGGAAGUUCGGUUUGAGCAGGUUUGUUGUGGACUAUGGGUGUAAUUGGUUGCCUUGCCGCAUAUUCAAGCAGUGGAGGGGCCAGUGGUAGGCUGAAGCUGAACGGAUGCCGAAGGGUUGUUUGGUUGCCUGUGUGAGGACAUACAUGAAAAUAACUGUGCAACGAAAGUAAUAAAACUGUGUUAACUUUUUUUUGUAAUA
Messenger RNA from Setaria italica (foxtail millet), 1244 nucleotides. RefSeq names its product glucose-induced degradation protein 8 homolog. Gene Ontology annotation, biological process: cell surface receptor signaling pathway; cytoskeleton organization. The transcript has 7 exons. NCBI's taxonomy places the organism in Eukaryota, Viridiplantae, Streptophyta, Magnoliopsida, Poales, Poaceae. The coding region runs from base 125 to 775 and encodes 216 amino acids. Gene Ontology annotation, molecular function: protein binding. The record is from RefSeq and is a predicted model, not a curated record. Gene Ontology annotation, cellular component: cytoplasm.